Paramuricea clavata is the source of this 18315-nucleotide messenger RNA. The record is from the annotation of a GenBank genome assembly. NCBI's taxonomy places the organism in Eukaryota, Metazoa, Cnidaria, Anthozoa, Malacalcyonacea, Plexauridae.
AUGGGUGCACUCCCGUAUUCUGCACCAAACAAGACUGCGUUUAAUGCUCAUAAAUUUCUUUUAUUUAAGACAAGUGAACGCAAAGGCAGCAGAUUUUCUCGUACCACGACAUUGGUGUUCUUAUUGUUGAUUAUCGUUAUUGUGCUGGUAAUGCUCAUUGCUCUAACUUAUGGCAAGGACUUACAAUGUGAUGACGAUGACAGGAACAAUCUGGAGCACACUCGAAGAAAAAAUUCAUCUACGGAAUCCAACAACUUGAUAUCCUUUCUCCUUUUCUCUGAUGUCCACCUCGAUCAAUUUUACAAAUCCACGGCAGGAAUAGAUAGCUUCUGUAGAAAUGAGAGCGAGCCUAGCGCUUAUAAUGCGCCUUAUGGAAGAAUUGGUUGCGACAGUCCAUUGAGAUUACUGAAUGAUGCAUUGAAUGCUAUGAAGAAACAAGCAAAUAACUUACCCAAUCUGGACUUUAUUAUGUUGUCAGGUAAGGAAUUUUCCCAAUACAAACACAGGAGAAAUAAAUAUCAUUUAGGCAAAAAAGUUCGAAAGUUUUGGCCUACAGAAAUUUGAUUUUCUACGUGCUGAACGUCAUGCUCAUACCAAGCUAAGUGUGGUAUGAUUUGUGUUCUAGCAAGAUCAGAGUCACUGUUGUACGUGUAGUCAAGGUUCUGGAAAUGGGCUAUUUUCCACUUUAAUAGAAUAACAACAGUACACAGGGGCACACAUUCAAAAAAAGUUUGAGAGGGGUGUUCAACGUUCCGGGACCGAAUUUUUGAUGUUAGCAUUUGGUAACUUCCUGCAGGUCUGCCCCUCAAAUUUGAAAUAUGUAUACUAAUGCUAAGACUUGGAAUAUAAAAAUAGGUACGCUGUAUCGUACAUGGCGUCUACUGGGUCAAGAACAAUCUCGUUUUCCGAGCAUGCGAUCCUCGGUAAGGAACGUGAGGUUCUGGGAUAAUCCGUUGCCGGAAGCCAGGAAUCCUGGCUAAGAUCGAACUGUGCAUUCCAUAUCAACGGCCAAUCAGAUUCCUCCUUGAAACGGAUUAUCCCAGAGCCUCGCGUUCCUUCCCGAGGAUUACCGGCUCGGGGAACGAGAUUGGGUCAGAAACAAAGAAUGCUUAAUGUGAAUAAAAUACAUGAAAUUAUCAAUUUUAUUAGAAUAAGCUAUAACAUAUCACACGAAUAUAUACCUUAAUUUAUACCAGCUUUCAUAGCAAAUAUGAUGGGUCAAUCAGUCCUUAAAUUUUAAUGUAUAAGUAUUAAUUAUACCACUCCCGAGAUAUUCAUUUUUCGCAAUAUAGUUUGCAGCCAAAAACGUUUAUUGACAGUAGGCAAUAUCUUUUCAAAGAUUUCUUCGUUUUUGUUUUCCGAUGACAUGAUGGCUGGACGUGAUGAAGUUUUGCAUUCAAUUUGAUAACAACGUUAUACACUUGUGAAGUUAGGAUCUUUCCAAGAUAAACAUGUAAACAUUCCAUGUUGAUACUUCCAAUUUAGCAUUGUUUUCUAAACGUAUAUCUGAUGCUUUUAUGAAUUUUUAGUUUGUUGCACACGUCCGUACAAUUCGCAAAUUGUGGUCAUUUCUAAAAAUAUAAAAAGAAAACAAUUUGGCUGUCAACAAACCCAACAGUGCAUGUACCUAGCAUCUUUGAACUUCGAAGAUCAAGGUUAAUUUGAUCUAUUCUCAUGACAAACUUCAAUGUUUUUACCAAGAGAGUUCAAUGUUUGUCAAGAGCACUUGACAGGUUUUAAUCUGAUCAGCUAAUCAAGGUCAACAAGCUCCAAACUGAUUGGCUGCGAAUCAAUGUUUUAGCUGCGACCGUUCAUCCUUAGUUGCAAGCGAGGGUAAUACCAAACAUAAAAUCGGGGAAAGCAAUACUAAUAAUUUUAAUGUAUAAAACAAAAGCAAACAAAGUUAAGGAUGAAAAAGAUAGAAAAUUGGAAAUUUUUGAAGGUGUUUAUAUAGCAUUGUCAACCACAAUGCAUUAUGCGCUCAAACCAGCAUGGCGGACAUUUAUAAUGGAGUUUUGGUUUUCAAUCCAUAAUAUUUUCAUCCAUCCUAUGGUUAUACUUGCUCAUUUUAACUUUUUUAUACUAAAAUUACACCAAAGAAAUGUUUAUUAUCGGCAUUUGUUGCUAUUUGUCACUUCCGAAGGUAAGACGUGAACAAAUGCAUUGUGGUUGACAAUGACUCAUUAAAUUUUUAUAUUUAAUUAUAUGAUCUCAAUUUAUAUCAAAUAUGGAGUUGAACAAGAACAAACGUAUAAAAUAUUAAUAGCCGCACUGCAUGUAAUUGAAGCUUUAUAAAUAGAACAAGUAUUCUCACCGACUGAAAACACUGAAUAUUGCUAUACCUCCUCUGCAGGCCAUACAGUCCGUAAUGAGUAUACCCGUUCGCAGGUUGAAAUUUGAAAUUUGAGACGAAGGCUUGCGUAACUGUAAGGCCUGCUGAAUAACAUGUCGAUUACUUGGCUUAUAGUGUCGAUUACUCGGUUGGAUCAAAUUUUUUCAAAAAUAUAGCACAUCGUCUGCCAAUCUUUACCAAUCCCGUUUUGCGAGUAUUUUCUAAAUACAUCUUGGCAGUUAUGGCUGAUAAAAGCGACGAGGAGAUUCAAAUAAUGGAGGGUUUUACAAGCACAAGCGACAGUGAAAAUAUAGACGUUGUGAAUCUAUCAUUUGGCCAAAUGGGAUGUUUUGACAAUACUAAUACACACACAUUUAGGCCACAUAAAAAAAUAGUUGGUUAGCGUCCUUAGCUUUUGCCAAAAAUGAGCGGGCGGGCGCUUUUUUUAUAGUUUUUACUAAUUUUUAACGCCUUGGUUUUAGGUCCGAAACUGGAUUUUCUUGCGCAGUACAGAUAUUUUUUUAUAUAUUUCAAACAGUGAUUCAUACCGUCAUUUUCGCACGCAAUUUCGCAAUUUAUUAACACAAUGACUACAGUGAACAGAAAUACUACAUAUAUUAGAGCCCGUUGAUCAAUAAAAGUUGUUUUUUUUUAAAAUAAAAAGUGAGCGUGAGCGGGGCCUUUUUUGUGGGCGGGCAAGGACGCUAACCAACUAUUUUUUUAUGUGGCCUUAAAUAGUUACACUGUAUAAAAGACAAAUAUAAAUGGAAUAAAUUUCGUGGAUAAACGGCCGCAUGCCUGACAUAUGACGUGUUUUAUACAUAAAAGCGCUGCGUGUUUGUAAUAUGCAAAUUAUAAACUGAUAUUUAUCUGCUUCUCUUUAUAAAUCAUUGUAUGCUUGUUUGUUCAGUGUUCACUGUUUUUAUGUAUAUUGCGGAUACGAAAAGCGGUCUAUAUAUCAGAAGUAGUUAAAGACUUUAAUUAUGAUAUUGUUCUGCAUGGUAAAAUAAUAUAUGGGGGCCUCAUAUAUUUAAUAUAAUUUGGUUUGUGGCUCCCGCCAUUUUGGAAAAUUAGUCCGCAGGCCCUCCGGUUCGUUUCCCACCAAUUUUAUUUUUUUUGAAAGGCCUGCGGAGGAGGUAGCUGAAUAUUGUCAGUGAAUGAGUGAAAUACAAUAUAACUUGAUGUACGUUAUUAUUUAUCUCGGCAACUUGCCAAUUGAAUACACGAGACUGUAUUAUCACUCUCAAAAUAGCUUACUAUAAGUCUAUAUACUCUAAAAACUCAAAAACCCUACCUUAAUACUAGAGAAACUUUCUUCGAACUUCGCAAUUUGAAAAACUGAUAGAAGACUAUUGAGUGUAUAAUGCCAUAAAAGACUGUUGCUGUUGUCUAAAUGAUCAAACCAUUUAUCGUAAACAGUUCGGAAACUUUCGUAGAUGCGCGGGCUUUCAUAACUGUUCCAAAAUUUUAGAUUUUCAUUUGUUUGCAGACGAUUCUAAUAUUUUGUAUACUGAUAAGAAACUAUCGAAGGUGGAGUCAUGCAUCAAUAGUGAAAUAAAAUGUGUUAGUACAUGGUUAUGUGCUAAUAAAUUGCCACUUAACAAUAGACCUUUAUAAAAAGGUUGACGUCAGCAGGCUUGUGACGUAGUUUGCGGAGAAAAUCCGGAAAGCUCAGAGUUGUUUACUUAUUUUGAGUUUUUUUUAAAGCCAAAAGAAGCCAGUAUUAUGGUAAGUUUGAAGCAAAUUUUUCUAUAUAUAUAGGCCAAAUGAGUUUUCAUAUUCGUCGUAUAAAUUUUAUUUGUUUUUAUAUUAGAUUGUACAUUAUUUUACUGUUAUGAACAUUUAGCAAAUUGUUCGCCCGGUUUUCUUUUCUGUUUCUCAAAUUCAUCAGUGUAUUAAAACAGCUCCGCUUCCGUUUCUGAAGAUUUAAACUUUAAAUCUCACACUUCAUCCGAAAUUUUAAGUUAUAUUUGCUAGCUUUUUCAAUAUACUUGCCAAUUUUUUACCCGGGUAUGUCCUUUUCUGUCAACUAUAUCGAUAAAAAUAAUAGACACAUUAAACUAGUCAUUGUGUACAAGAUGUACUCAGAGUCUAUAAAAGUUCACUUAUGACAAUAUUAGACCUCUUUGCAUGAUCACUGAGCCUGUGUAUUGCUGUCUACUGCUUGAUUGAGGCCAUUCUGAUGAUUAGACUGAUGAAUUUGAGAAACAAAAAAGAAAAAUUAUACUUUUUAGCAACGAAACUAUGUAAACAAACCGAGCGAACAAUUUGCUGAAUGUUGACAGUAAAAUAAUGCACAAUCUAAUAUAAAAUCAAAUAAAAUUUAAACUAAGACGAAUAUGAAAACUCAUUUGGCCUAUAUAUAGAAAAAUUUACUUCAAACUUACCAUAAUACUGGCUUUUUUGGCUUUAAAAAAAACUCAAAACAAGUAAACAACUCUAAGCUUUCGGGAUUGUCUCCGCAAACUACGUCACAAGCCUGCUGACGUCAACCUUUUUAUAAAGGUCUAUUGAAAAGUCUAGUUUUGUUAUUUUCCAUCCAAUCCAGAAAAAGAUAGGUGAUAGUUUUCAGGUGAUUUUAAAUAAUGAAUCUUUAAAACGCGAGUACAAAACCAAAUACUUAGGCGUAGUCAUAGAUUGCCACUUAAAUUGGAGGGAUCAUGUCUCUCAUGUCUCAAAGAAAAUUAAACGUAAUAUUGGUGCGAUUUCGAAAGUUCGUCACUUUGUUAAUCUGGAAAUUCUUAAAAGCCUUUACUAUGCUUUGGUGUAUCCAUAUUUAACUUAUUGUUUAAUCACUUGGGGUAAUACCUACCAUACUAUAUUAAAUCCACUUUUUAUUUUACAAAAAAGAUCGUUAGGUCAAUCACAUUUUCAGAUUAUAACGAUCAUACUAAUCCCUUAUUUCUAAAACUGAAGAUUAUUAAGAUGUAUGACCUUGUUCACUUAGUCACUGCUACGUUUAUGUACGACUUCCAUUAUGGAAUCUUGCCAACAUCAUUUGACACCUUUUUUCUAGACAUAAAACAUAGCCAUGAUACAAGACUUGCCUCUGGGUCAUCAUAUUCAAUUCCAAAAAUUAGGACCAAUUAUGGAAAAUUUAAUAUAAGGUUUAUUGGAGCAAAGACUUGGAAUUCGCUCAGUGAAUCCGCUAAAAAACUUACAAAAAUUGGAUUCAAAAUGGAUUUGAAAAAUGGUAUAAUUCAACAGUAUAGUAAUCUUAGUUGAGCUGCAUGCUAAUUUAAUUUAAAUAUUCCUUUAAUCCUAUUUAAUAAUUUAUUUAGAAACUUUCUCCUAUUCUCCGGUUUUUGACAGUUUAUCUAUCCAUACUUAUUUUUUAUUUUUAAUUUUGUCCAACUUUAGAGGACGUGGUCUAUCUUUCCUUAUAUUUAUUAUUUAUUACAAAAAUUGGAUUCAAAAUGGAUUUGAAAAAUGGUAUAAUUCAACAGUAUAGUAAUCUUAGUUGAGCUGCAUGCUAAUUUAAUUUAAAUAUUCCUUUAAUCCUAUUUAAUCAUUUAUUUAGAAACUUUCUCCUAUUCUCCGGUUUUUGACAGUUUAUCUAUCCAUACUUAUUUUUUAUUUUUAAUUUUGUCCAACUUUAGAGGACGUGGUCUAUCUUUCUUUAUAUUUAUUAUUUAUUAUCUUUUUAUGUAUACUAAUUUAUUACUAAUUCUCCGAUCCAGUGCUAUACAUAUUUCAUAAGAUAAAUCCGGUGAAUAGCUAACUGUCUAGAUUAGCCCAGUUAUGGUUAUUACAGUUAGCUCUUCACCCAACGGACUUUAUCAGCGAUUCCACGACUCCAUUCAUGUGACUAGCCUUAGGCACAUUCCAACAUCAUUCGAAUGAAGUGCCAAAUUCUGAAACGCUGGAUUUAAUCUUCGGUAUGUCCCAGCCCUAGCUCUCCACCAUCUCCUGCAGGUAUUUUUGGUAACCAACAAAAUUCGUCCCACGCAGAGGCGAAACUAGCCCCUUUUAAAUGGGUUGGGGGGGGGGGUCUGCUAGAAUUUUCCUGCGAAAGCCGAUGAUGCCCUGCAGCAAAAAAUUUUUUUGGCCACUAUUUCUCCCAAAAAUGUUGACGAGCGGGGGGGAGGUCGAAAAAAGUUUUUCCGGACAUUUAAAAAAGGGGCGAAAAAAUUUUUCCGGACAUAAACCAAUUAAAUUAAGGGUCAAACAAUUUUUUCGGACACAUUUCGGUUAAAACAUGCAUGAAACCCUUAUUUUUUUACCAAUAUCUGUAAAAUUUAGGUUUAUAAAUUCUAUUCAAUUCCCUCUGGAAGCCCUGGAAGCUACUUAAUAACUCUACAUUCUAUCAUUUAAAAUCUUUCAUUGCCCUGCCAAUCCAGAUGAUUUGUACUUUGGGGGGUGUCACCCCCCCUCACGUUUGGUCCCUGGUCCCACGGUCCGACCAAACUAACUUCGGAUGUCCUCUGAUACAUGAAAAUCUUCUGAAUGCCAUCAAGAACGUAUCUGUAGAUCUGUCCGUACAAAGUUCUAAGUGGAUUGCUCUACUUGUCAUACAGGUGAAUAUGCAGCACCAAGCUUCUUUGACGGUUUUUCUUCCUAGUUUGAUUUUAAAUGGUCCGAAAAUGGCUAAAGCAGUGUUGGAAAAAGCAGGAUGAUUAAUGUCUGUCCUGUAGACCGUUAGCUGUCCCAUAUAUUGUUCACAGGCUCUCUUUCGCAUCAAUUUGCAAGGAAUGCUAUCCUGCGGUGCAGACGCUUCGUAUUUCAUGAUGAAAGGGUUUAAGCGUCUGCGUAAUGGAGGGAUCAAGCUUGUUCCGCCACGUGGAUGUUAUGCACAAUUAAAAUAUUAAUUAGCGCAAAUAUUUUUAAUAGCUAUAAUUAUUCAUGGCGUCUUUAUCGUGCGUUUUGUGUUUCUCGUUGUUAACGAAAGCUUGUGAUAGAAAUUUAGUCGAAAAUAAGGGGGAAUUUUCAGUAAAAAGUGAGAUUCAAGACCUUUAUUUUGUUGUUCACCUCACUUCGCAGCAUAUCUGUCGUGCGUGCUUCAGGACUCUGCAGCAAAGACGAAAUCACAAGAAUAAGGUUGACGAUUUGGAGAACAAUCUUCUGCGUAAAUACCGCGAAAAGGCUGGAGAAAGGGGACUCGCGAUUAAAACAAAAUCAACUGCGAAACGUUCGUUGUCGUUUGAUAAAAGCGACGAUCCGUCGACCCCGUUUAAUGAACGUAUCGAUUGCGAACGAGAAGUCACAGCUGAAUGUUUUAAACCAACGUCAAGUUCGACACCGUGCUCUUCAUAACAAACAUGUCGUAAAGCAUCCUGAAAACAUUCUCCUUCUAACUUUGCCUCCUCGACAAACGCCAUGUUUUACAUGUAUUAUGUCUUGCUCGCGCUAAUUUGGGAUAAUUAACAUUAUAUUGCAUAAAUUAACAACUAACCAAUCACAUUCGAUUCCUACGAUUUUGGGAACAUCCACGUGACUGAACAAGCUUGAUCCCUCCAUUACGCAGACGCUUAAACCCUUUCAUCAUGAAAUACGAAGCGUCUGCACCGCAGGCUAAAGGAAUGCAGGCUUUGACAUGAUUUCUGGCUACAUCACGUAGACCAAUUACCCAAUACCACAUUACCACCGUCUGAUUUCUACCAUCAACCGCUUGUAUCCACAAUGCGCCAGCUUCUGGUGGUGGUGUCGUAGCAACAAUUUAACCAAGGGAUGACUAUUCAAUAAUAUGAUUGGGUUUCGAAGUGCCUGGGGUAGCUGACGGGCAUUUUCCAAUCUUCCUUUAGCUUUCCAGAUUCCACCUUUGUCUACGAAGGGAAUUAUAUUUUGCAUUCUUUUCCCGGUCACGUCCAUUCCUGCCUGUGACAUCUUGAUCAGUCGUUUCUCAGCAUUGUGCAGCCCAGGAACAGAGAUUGGUCCCUUGAUUUUCUUCUUCUGGAAGAUAUUCUUGAUAGCUCGUACUACCAACGCAGUCACUCGUCUUGCUUUGCGAAAGGUAGAUGAUCCAGCCAGAAUUCUGUUAAGGACUUCUUGAAUAUCCUCGUUAUUACCAACAAACUGUCCAGUGACUAUUUGCUCGUUGUUUCGUAUUUCGUCAACGUUAAAUGCAUUGUUUACACCUUCAGUUCCUGAAGUGUUACUCUGAGUAAGUUGUAAUAAGUCAAUCUUGCGUUUUGACUUGCUCUUUCUCUCUGGGUCAGGUUGGACUGAGUUGGGAACGGUACUCGAUCGUUUAAAGUCGGGCCAUUCAUUUUCUGGCUUUUGGAUAAAUCGAGGACCAUAAUGCCAUAACUGGAGCUCUGCAGGUGUUAUCCCUCUGGUGAGUGCGUCCGCUGGAUUGGUUUCCGAGUUGAUGUAAUUCCAAACAGCAGUUGGUUGAUUCUCCUGAAUCUCAGGGACUCGGACACUCACGAAUGGUUUGAAUUCUGCUGGCGAGCUUUUUAUCCAAGACAAGGCUGUAGUUGAAUCACACCAGAAUUUCUCAACCAGGUCGAUUAUCAAGACUCUUUUGAUUUCAGCUGCUCGUCGACUCAGCAUCAAGCAACCCAUCAACUCUAGUGUCGGUAUGGUCUUCUUCUUCAGUGGUGCAACCAGGGCUUUCGCUGCAACGAAUCUGGAAGUAAAUUUGCCGUCCGCCAAUUCCCACCGAAGGAAGAGGGCUCCACCAUAUCCUAAUUCUCCGGCAUCUGAGAAUCCAUGGAGCUGUGGACUUCCCACCGAGGUUUCAGGCUUUAGGGAUCUUUCCAGGUGGGUACCUAGAAGGGCGUUCAUGAUCUCGACGUUCUUUUGCCAUUUAAACUUUUCUUCAGGUGGCAAUAACUCAUCCCACUGAUAACUUGCGGCCCAUAGAUCUGUAUACACUGUCUCUCUCUUCAAAGCAAUGCUAUCAGCUUUCUUAUUCCAUUGAUGGCCCAGUAGACUCACCGAAAACUCUAGGAGACUCCCGAACAUGUCGAAUGAAUGCACAUUCUCGCAUUUCCUUCUCAGAGCAUGUACAGUAACGCGUUGGUUUGAUUCCUAAUUGAUCUUGGAAAAUCAAUUUCUUUAUGUCCUGGUCCUUUGUUAUGUCGUCAAUGGUUUCGACAGCAAAAAUUCCAGGUGUACUAUUCCCUUCGAGAUUACCAAGGACUGACCAACCAAAGAUGUUCUUCUUUGCAUUCGGUUCACCAGGGUUACCCGCCAGAACUUUAAAAUUACGAUGGGCUUCCGGUAGAUCUGUUCCCAAUAGAAUGUCCACUGGACCGCCAUUUAAAUAUAGAUCUUAUACAAUUCGAACAAGGUGAGGAAAUCUGACUACCGCUUUCUUUGAAACAGUUUUGGCUGCUUGGCACGGUUUCUUGACUGAAUAAGCUUUCACAUUGAAUACAAUAUCUUCAUCAUAACAGGGCGAUAUCUUUAAAUCAAACUCAGCAGAAUCUUCAACUCUAAUUCCACCGCCUGCAACAUACAUCUUCAUUUUUUUGUUUCUCCGACCAAACCGAGCUUGUCCGCAAACUCUUUCCGAAUGAGACUCUUAUUAGAACCACUAUCAACCAUGGCAAGUCCCUCAAUAGAGUUCCCAUUGGCACUGUGCACUUUGACCUUUUGAGUUGGUACAUUUGCACUUCCUGCAUUACCAGCUGAAAUAGCACUAACCUGAUUGGACUUUCCCGUACCUAUAGCUCCCUCUUGAUCUGGUUUGAAUGGUUGUGCAUCAGGGUUCAGAUUGCCAUGGUCCACUUGUUUUCGAUCUUUAUGAAAUAGGUAAUGAUGUGGUCUUCCACAACUGUUGAUAUCACAUGCCUUUCGCGAACACUGUUGGUGUCGGUGUCCAGUUCGCAGACAUUUUUUACAUCUCUUGGACUGAAUCACCACUUCCCACUUUUCUUUCACUUCCAUCUUCUUAAAUGCUGGACAAUAACCUAAACCAUGUUGUUGGGAACAACCCAAACCUCAAUUGUAACCACAAUUGUAACCUCCGUUCACAUUAGCCGGAUAAAUCCCUAUUUUUGAAGAGCGUUAUCCGAUUGACUACUUGCCAUUAUUUUUGCCUCUUCUUCUAGGUAUUCCAACAAGGUAUGCAGGUUUUCAAUCUUCUUUGUAUCAAUCAUACUCCGUGCGUAAGCUCUUUGAUCUUCUACAAUCAAUUUCGCCAGAAUAUCAGCAAACACAUAUCUACUUUUGGCUUCGUCAGAUGCUCCGAAAUCCUCCAUUCUGAGAAUAAACCCACGAACUGUUGCGACCAAAUUCCGAAUCGACUUUGCAUCUUUGACUUUCAAGGGUUUCAUUGUUUUGAUAUCAUUCAUCAAAAUUUUAAUCAACUCUUUGUCGUCUCCAAAAAACUUGUCGAGGAAUUCCCAUAUCGCUUUAGUUGUAGUAAAACAUUCAAUUUCAUAUCUUAGGGGGGCUUGGAUAGCUUCAAUCAAUCUUGCAAGUUGACAUCUUUCAUUUUUAUAAUUUCUCUUCAUUAUUUUUAAUGUUUUCAGAAAAUUGUGGUACCUUGAUUCUCUCCAGAUUAUACCUCCUUUGAUGUUUGAUCUACUUCACAUUUUCGUUGAUAUUGUUCUAACUUUGAGAGUAAAUCGCCAUAUUUUGCAACGAUUUCCGUAAUAAAAAUAUCAUGGUUUGUAAAAUCGGCUUUCUCAAUGUCAGCUUCGACCAUUAAGUCGGUAGUUCCAUCGUGUAUUUCUCUUACAGCUUUAUAUUUUACCUUUACUUCGCCAAAAGCCUCUUCAAGACGAUAUAUUUCUGGGCGAGCUUCUAGCACAAAUUCGAAGCUUUUUACCUCGUCGUCGAAUUUUUUCUUCGCCGAAUUCUCUUCCGAUUUAACUCUUCAAUUUUAACCAUCGUUGAUGCGAUCUUUAACACUCGAUGUCUUUGUUUUCAAGCGUGUCACUACUCGAACGCGUUCGGAGUUGUUAUUGAUCUGGCAUAUUUCGCCCAAAAUAACUUUGAAUCCCAUUUCGCUCUAUUAAUCAAACUAUUUUGACUGUUGUGAACUUUUCGCAACACAAAGACACGGACAAUGUUCUAAGGUUUAUUUCGUACAAGUUUUAAUACAUUUUUAUUGUAUUAUUUGGCUGUCAAAAUAGUUGUUGUUCCCUUUUGUCCUUCGAUUUUCGAUCGUAUGAUUAAAACAAACAACACGUGACCAAAAUUAACAUAAUUAAAUAUCAAAUAAUUAGCAUGCAUUAUGCAGUUCUAUAUUGAAGUGUCAAAACAAGUAAUCCUUAGACACAACAAACGAAUGUCUUUACGUGAUUUUUGUUCUUAAUUCUAAAAUAUACUAUAUUACUAUUUACUGUAUUAUAUGAUCAUAUUAUAAGAUCAACUCAAGUAUUUUAUUCUCUUUCAGUACAUACCCAUAUCGAUACGCUCGCUUAAAAAACCUGCCAAUAUUUCUUUCGGAGGGCCGAGCACAAAAUUUCAAUACCGUAAGAAAAUAUAACGAUAAUAUAAUUGAGUAAAAAAGAUAGCUGAGAUGUUCCUUCCGAUAUCCAUACCUUCUGCAUACUCUAAGAAUAUACAUUCGGCUUCCAGCUUUCGAUAACAAGUCAUCAACGUGUAGGUCCCAGCAGCACACAUCGUCCUCGAAGGUAACGUCCAAUACCUUCUAUAGGCACUGGUGGAGGCUUAGAAGUUCCACCAUUUAGAAGCAUUCCCAUGUUUUUGAUAAGUUUAUGUAAAGUCAUUCUGUUUCUCCUUGCCCAGUUCUCGAUGCUCCUCACUUCCAUUAUUGCAGAAUCACUAUUUGACUUUACUGGUGCACUAACUGUCAUGUCACCAGCAAAUUACAUAUUAUGUACAACUAUCAUGUCACCAGCAAAAUACGUUAGUUUCAGGUUGUUUGGAUUUUAUGUCAUCAACCAUAAGAGAAAAUAUAUAGAAAAGGGCUAAUGACGGUUCCCUGUGGCACUCCCUUGUUAAUAUCUACAUAUUCUGUUAUGAUUCCGUCAACCAAAACUCUUUGUUUUCGUUUCGUCAAAAAACUUAUAAUCCAUGCAAUUGAUGAUAUAAGGAUUUAGGUUAGUUUAAGUUUUUCAGUUAUGAUAUCAUGUGGGACCGAAUAAAAGGCUUUACUAAAAUCUAAAGAUAAAACCCGAAUGACUUUGUUCAGCGUCUUCGUCCAACCAUUUCAGCCAAUGAUGCUAGCAUUUAACAAGUGCUGAUGUUAUACUUGCAAACUGAUUAUGACCAGUGAUUGACUUAGAGUGUUCCAAAUGAUGUUUGUCAAAGAAAUGGGUCUUAGCUGGCUGCGUGCAGCCUGAUAUUAAUGUUGACUAUUUUUGUAUUGCGCUGAUAUUUGCGAGUUUCCACAGCGAGGGAACAUGUUGUUCAUGCGAGGACAGAUUUAGACUGCGAGCAGGCUAGGACAGAUUUAAUUAAUACUUUGGUAAGUACAGGUGCAAGAUAAUGAGCAUAGUCUUUCCACAGCCAGUAUGGAAGUCCAUCUGGGCCUGGCGAAGUUCGGUUUUGUUUCAUCAUGAACAUUUCAACUGUUUGUGUAUCAACCUUCAGAAUUCGAGUUUCUUGGGAGAUUUUUAAGAGUGAUGGAGGUGUAUAUACUGAGUGUCCGUAUUUACGCUUUGAAAAUAGGUGUUAAUAAUAUUUGAAUCGAUGGAGGACUAAUGUUAUGGGAAUUUAUACUUCUGCCAGUGAUUGACAGUAUUCAUGCACCAACCUUUUGCCCAUUGUUGCCUCUUGCUGCAUGUAGUCGCUCAGAUCUCCAUCAGAUUGAUGGGUAUAUUUGUCGUAUUUUCAUCAAUUUCAUUUGUUGGAUCAGAAAACUGUCAAAGUAGAAUUAUUAUAAUUGUUAGUUAUUUUGUCUCUAAUUAUUAAAACAAAAGCCUUUAAAUAUUCAUAGUACCCAUAGGAAAUAAUAUUGGCAUACACUUAAUGUCUGCUCCCGAGGGAAAUAGUUUGUUUUGUUUUCCCGAGAGUCUCAAUUGCAAUGUUACGUUUCCCGAGACUAUAAAGCAACGAGAAAAAAUCAACAUUCAACAACAUUCAUACAACAAUUCAUACAAAACAUUCAUACAAAAACUCUAUAGUGUAUAAACGUGUUCAAAACUAAAAGAACCUACUUAAACGUUUCAGCAGUAUGGUGGCCGAGAACUGCCAAUAGUUUUUUCGUAUUUUUUAUUAGGAAUUUUUUUAGAAAUAAAUAUUUUUUAAAACCAUUUUAAAAACACAAUCAAAUUUAAAAUGAAAUUAAAAACAAAAGUAAAAUAAAAGUGAAAUGAAAGUUAAAUAAAAAGAAAAUAAAAAUUUAAAGUAAAACAAAAUUAAUUUAAAAUAAAAUAAAAUAAAAAUUAUUUUCUUUAUUGGCCGAGCGCUGCCACUACCAUGAUUCUUUGCGAACUUAAUAAUCGCAUUCUAAUAUACUUCAUGUCAGCUGCCAUAUAUAUAUAUAUAUAUAUAUAUAUAUAUAUAUAUAUAUAUAUAUAUAUAUAUAUAUAGUAUAUAUAGUGGUUCACGGGAAAUUAAAGAUGGCCGACAUCAGGAACGCAAACUACACGAUUGAUUGUCUCAAAACUGCAUUGCAAAAUAUGUUAAGCAAAGCCUUAAAGGUCUGAACUUCUAGAUCUUAAUACGGAACAUGAAUUCCUCAAAAUUCUGCGAGCAUCCGUAGCCUCGACAGACGCUUCAAGAUUUUAUAUGAAAUAUAAGGCUAUCAUGGGGCACGAAAAGGAAACAGAAGACCGAAAAGCGUGCUGUGAGCUUUCUUAGAAAAGGAAACGAUCACCUUUGAGUGACAUUUACACGGACGAUCGGCGGAUCGGGACUGAAUUUUUAGUCCGAUGACACAAUUUGGGACCGACUGUUUGGACCAACUCUCACACCUAAUGAGCGCCAUUUUUCGAUCAACUCUCACACCCAAAUGUGCGCCCCUGACAGGGCCCCUGACAGUACACUGUACAGUGCCAAGAACAUGUUGUGUAGUCAAGAUUCUGGAAAUGGGCUAUUUUCUGCUUAACAGAAUAACAACUGCACACUGUACACUGUACAGCGCCAAGCAGCAUUGCCAUUUACAAAUCCCACUGUUUUCAUGCCUUCCAGUCGUCCAUAAGAUUUUGAAUAUUUUAGCAUUCUGCAACAAGCCUUCUUUUAAUUUAAUAUUUCCAGGUGACUCAUGCGCUCAUUCAAUUGAGACAAACCGAAGAAAAGUGGUGCUCGAAAAUAUAAAUACCUCAUCAAAAGCAGUGAAGUUGACAUUUCCUGACAUCCCAUAUUUUCCCAGUAUUGGUAAUAAUGAUAUUCCUGGUCAUUAUGUAAUGCCUGUUGAGAAUGAUACAUGGUAUUCUGAUUUGCUGAAUAUCUGGCAAGACGCCAUACUGUGUAAACAAUGUAAUAUGAGUUAUCAGACAACAACUGAAGCUGAACUGCGCAAAACGUUUUUAUAUGGAGGGUAUUACAGUGUGUCAAUUGCAGGUUUGUAAAUUAGCUUCUUCCGUUUUGAGAAUUGAUAUAUUUAUGCAUAGUCCUUCCUGAUGUGAGAUUACCUAGAUAUUUGUGGUCAUAUGAUUUGGCGACAAUGCACAAACGCAGGGAAAAUGGGCAGGACCAUUAUCUGCGUAAAUAUCGCAUCUCGUUUGAUAGUUAUCAUUUAUAGACCUGGAGCUAGGGGGAUUCGGCGAAAUAUUUACCCUCAGUGAUGAUAUCUCCGAGGUGCUUUGCCUCGAGGGAAAUAUCAUCACUGGUAGUAAUAUUUCGACACAUCCCCCGAGCGGAGGGUUUAUAAAUGAUAUAUUAAACCAAAAGUUAAAGGACCCACUAUUUAAAGUUGAGAAUAAACUUUAAAAGUUGCUGAAUAACUAAUUUAGUUAUACCAGACGGUUUUUGACGUUUUCUCUUUAAAAUAUUUGAGUCUGUAUCCUUUGGAUCAUUGAUGGUAACAUUCCUCUUGAAAAUCUUUAGUUAAUCAAUAAAAAUUUUGCACGAAAUUACGAACAACAGCUCACGAACGACAUAUAGUUUUAGCGCGUGGUGUCCACGCGUGAGAGUGAGAAACUAUAAUAUCUCACGGUAGAUCUAUCAUGAGAUAUUAUAAUACUUCACGCUGCAUUGCGAAAUCAUGAAUUUGAGUGAAAUACCGUAAAAAAUCAUAUAUUGCAGCAAUCAUGCAACAAAUUUCUUUAAUUUGUUUCUAGCAUAUAUUUAGUUAUAACCCGGGAAAACUACACUUGUAGGAUACAUUGUUUAUAAGUUUUGAAUUUGAUUUCAAAAAAGUUUUCUUCCUGAGGGAGAUAAAAUUUUUGCACAAUCAUCAGUCAUUUCCAAGGGUGGGAAACAUUUUGUGGAAAUCUCGAUUUUUAAAAUUUUUUUCCGCAAUCGAUUGUUUCCGUGUUUCCCCAAGAUUUAGAUUGAUUUUAUACAUUGAUUAAUUCAGGUGGUAAAAUGACAUUACUUGUACUCAACUCUAUGUACUGGGAUUGGAAGACCUGGAAACCGGAUGACUAUUUCCAAGAAAGAGCAGAGAAACAAAUUAAGUGGCUAGAGGAGCAGUUGCAACUGGCAAAGUCAACGAACAAGAGAGUUAUUUUAACCAGCCAUAUUCCCCCUGGGUAAGAGAUGGCCGGAGGCGAUUCGCUAUGGCCAAAGUGUUAUCUAGAAGCAUGGUAUUAUAUAUGAUCUCCCACAAGGAUAUUUCCAGCUUAUUAGCCGAUGACGCAAUAUUUCGAGUAGGCUAUAUAAAAACCUGCUCACAGGUUUGUAUAUCAAUACAACAUGCACAUACUUUGCAUACAAACUUAUGCACAGUACUAGUAUCAAGGCGUUCAGUGUGACUAAACCAAAAGAAACUAGCCUCAUUCCCAAGUUCUCCCCUCUUGUGGAGGUAAGAAGAAAGAGCCUGGGAAUAUAGGUUGAGAGAAAACAUGCGUUGAAAUCUCCAACCAGUUAUAGCAAAGCCGUCACUGCAAAACACCCGCUUAUCUGAUUAACAUGUUCCGUAAAAAGUUUAGACAUCUAUAUUGUCAUUGUGAAAAAGCCAUCUGAUAUGGCAAUCAAUUGCAACGCUAAAACUGCUAGUAGCAUUAGUAACAGUCUUUUAUUUUGAGUAAAGUAUACACUGUACUUAUAUUUCUGGAAUUUCCAACUGCAAUAAAUAGUAUUUACUAUAAACUGCCCAAGCUAUACUCAUUAAAUAACAUAACAAGUCUGCAGGUAUAUCGUUUAAAAUGUACCUAUUUUUUCAUCGAGUUUUCGGAUACAAGUACCAUUACUUGUUUAAAGAACAUUAACAAUUAAAGUGAUAAAAUCCUUUCAAAACAAGAUCAGAAUCGCCUGUAUGUUUGAAAUUUGCACAACAGCACGCCGAAUUUUUAACCCUUUUCUCCAGACGUUUUCAACGGUUUUCUCCCUCGCCUGUAUUCUCGCACCGCGUGUUUUUUACACUGACCGCUUCGAUACAACUGCGUGAGAUUGCAACGCGUGUUUUUUUUUUCACUGGCUGCUUUCACAUACUGUAGAUGCAUGGAUAUUUGCGUUAAUAUAUAUCUAAUUGGGCUGUGAUCUGCCUUGCGAUUUUAGAUCAUCCCAGGUGCGCAUGUUCCGAUUGUGCUGGGCAACUUUUUAGCAACUUUGGCAUUCAUAGCAACUUGUUGUAAUUCUAGCAACUUGAGGAAAACUAUUGCUGUUGACAGGAAUGACAGCACAUUUGUUACCAAAAUGUAGGUCAACUGCAUCCUGUUCAGCCAAAAUUGAAUUUUAUCCAAUUUUGGAAGCUGCAAUAAAUUAAUGUUGGUGCAAGUCUUCAAACCCCAACAAAAGCUGCAGGGGCCAUCUGGUGUGUGCAUGUGUGUGUGCCGUGACACUCCCUGAAAACAUGUUGUCGGCAAAAUAACGAGUUUAUCGGCAAAUUGUUUUCGUAGAUAUCAAGAAUACUUGAGUGGCUGGGAUUAAAAGGUGAUAGUUAUGGCAAAAACUUACUAAAAUUACAAAAAACCCCCGAAAAUUUAAGAAAUUAUAGCUAGGGUACACGAAUUCGAACGUUAGUGAAAAAUGGCAUAUCUGGAAAAUGUUUUAAAAUCUUCUCCCCUCCCCAGGUAGGCACUGCGGACGUAGCAAUUAAUUUAUUGGCAACUUCCUAGCAACUUUUUGGCAUUUUUGGAUUUAACGUUUAAAGAUUUUAGGAGCACAUGCAAUCGGGACAUGCCUAAUCCCAGGUGAAGACGCUAGAUCGGAAUGUCGAAACGUUUUGUCGCUAUAAUGCAAUGGGGAUUGCAUUUAUUUAUUUGAAUUAGGGAAGCGAGCGAAAAUAUGACUUGCAUCUUAACUGUACCUUUUGACUACCCGUUUCGUAGUUAAUUUGAACUGUGGUUACCCCUAAAAUGCACGAUUCUGUUUGGUAGUAACUUUACUAUGUACAACCGACCACAGUACUUUUAGCAUAUUACGUGUUCCUCUUGUGUGUUAUACCUUACCAGUUACCAUUUUUCUUCAUGUCUUAGUAUUGAUACCUAUGUAGAGAAGACAUUGUGGUUAACCAACUUCACGGAUCUAUACAUGGAUCUUGUCACAAACAAGUUCAGUGAAGUUGUUGCAGGUUUGUAUACCGAUUAAAUUUAUGUGUUUUGUGUAAACGACCUUGAUCAGCUCAAUCUCGUGGUUCCUUCCUGUUAGAAGUUCAGUGUAUGUGUUUUUCAGGCUAACGAUUCAGCUAAAAUAUCAACCAUAGUAUUUGUGCUGGGCUAAACAGUAGAUCGUGUGAAAUGACCAAAGAUGAUAGCAGCACCCAACUCUACCUAAUUAUAGUACUCAUGUAACAAUAGAUCGGGUUGUCUCUGCCCAACAUAUUAUUUACCUUUAAAUUUUGAUACUUUUUAGGUCAAAUCUAUGCCCAUUUCCACAAGGACAGCUUCCGUUUCCUUCACGGAAACAAGAAAGAUCUUUCACUUAAAAAAUCGUCCUACAUUUUACUAAUGCCGUCUAUAUCCCCUGUGUAUAACAAUAAUCCUAAUUUCCGAGUUGUUCACCUCGAUCCAGAUCUCCAGGCAAUCAAGGACUACGAGCAGUGGUACAUGAAUCUUGUGAUGGCAACAGGUUAG